AUGUCAGGCAAGUUCACUUUCGUGAGAUUGGUCUCGGCUUCUCACUUUUCUUUUUCCAAUCGUUUGUUCCAUUCCUUGUUCUGGUGUGGUUUGAGCGACACUAAGAUUGUUCCUUAUCCUGGAACAGUCCUGAGCGGACAAGGUACUGCAAUCCGACAGGUUCGGCUUUUUUACUCCACAAAGUAUUACCAUAAACAUAGUAAUGCUAAGUGCUCUCAAUCCCCACUAGCUUCAGCUUGUGCUUCAAAGAAUACUGAUCAAACUGAUACGAGGGAAUUGGAAUUCUUAGAAAGUGACACGAAGCUCCUCGAGAAUGAAUUUGAGGAUAUAGCAAGUAAUCAAUAUAGCACAAAGCGGAGCUGCUUAUCGGAUCCCUCUUCAGAAUUGGGGAUCAAAGUUGGUGAUAUCAAUCGUUGUACACUAGCAAGCCACUUAAUGUCUUCCACUACAAGCAUCGGGCUUCACAAUGAGGAUGUUAAUAACACUAGUGGAACCGGAGAUGCGGGGAUUGGACUGCAAUGGCCCGAACCCACUCUUGCUGAUCUGGAUCGCUCAAUUCCUCAGGUAGAUUCUGAAUUUAUCGCAAACCUCAUUCGAUGCCGUACCGUCCGUCGGAAUGAUUUUCUGAAACGCAAAACCGAAAUCAAGGCACGUGUCGAAGAGCUUAGUAAACAAGAAAUGAAGACAAUCACGGAAGCAGUAAGUAUGCCGCGUGUAGGUGGAUGGGGUUUUUGGAAGCGUGGAUUAAAUAAUAUUGAUGAAACAGCAUUGGUGGCAACUAGUGCCCAGGAUAACGUGAUGGCGCCCAAAAGUGUGCUCGCGCAGCUCACCCCAGAGGAAUUGGACAUAUUGCACACGACUCGUCCAGAGUACGAUGAUGGUUUUUUCUUACUUGAUUGUCGAACAGUGAACGAGAUUACGUCGUGGGGGAUUAUUGAAGGCGCCAAAGUGCUUCCAGCACACGAGCUCUUUGAAGCCUUUCAUGCUACUCCAGCGGAUUUCUUGGAAGAGUACGGCUUUACCAAACCCAGUCCGGCUCAGAUGAUUAUUUGCUACUGCCAGUACGGCCCUCGCUCACUGAUGGCCGCGCAAAUUCUAAGCUGGAUGGGGUACCUUAACGUCCUGCAUUUUCGUGACGGCUACUAUGAAUGGAGUAAGCAAUACAACCUACUCCUGCGACGUUGGAUGGAGCAUGAUCGCAGCAGCGGGAAUGAGUUGCGCCGGGUCGCAACCUUUCGCGCAGCUCUCGAAAUGCAGCGUGAGAUUGCACCCGAGUUUACAGCCUUGGCUAUCCAAGAGGCCUCGCAGUAUUAUGUAGACACUACACGUAGUAGAGGACGGCUCCGCAUCGGUGAAGGGUUGCGCGCGAAUGCGUACGCCGCGGUGGCAAAGCUUAUGGAAGAAAUGCCCCUCCCUCCGGGCCUUCCUGGUGUAGCUGAAGAUGUAAAGUUGGACAAACAAUUCCUUACAGGGCAACAUCUCACGAAAUUCCUAGGGCAAGCCACGGGUUUAGACCCUAUUGCAGCGAAGGAUACCGGCACAGAAUCCAAUAUGGGCAUAUCGGACGCUCAAUCUAUCGCACUUAGUCCCAUCUCAUCUGCCUUACCUCGUCGGUCAUCAUAA
Messenger RNA from Phytomonas sp. EM1, 1623 nucleotides. The record is from the annotation of a GenBank genome assembly. Lineage: Eukaryota; Euglenozoa; Kinetoplastea; Trypanosomatida; Trypanosomatidae.